Messenger RNA from Linum trigynum, 1071 nucleotides. NCBI's taxonomy places the organism in Eukaryota, Viridiplantae, Streptophyta, Magnoliopsida, Malpighiales, Linaceae. The record is from the annotation of a GenBank genome assembly.
AUGACGUGGUGCAAUGACUGCACCGAUGUCCAGACCAUCGAAACCAGCUCUCCUCAUCCUCCUCCUCCGGCGAAUCAUAGCAAGUCCAGCAGCAGCGAUCAUCAACAUCACCAUCGCCAUGGCUUCACCAAGAGCUGCCCUUCUUGUGGAUUCCAGAUCAAAUGCCAAAACCAGGCUCGGAUCCAUGAUCUGCCGGGGUUGCCAGCGGGAGUGAAGUUCGAUCCGACGGAUCAGGAGCUGCUUGAGCAUCUGGAAGGCAAAGUGAAGUCGGAUGCUCGUAUGCUUCACCCUCUCAUCGAUGAGUUCAUCCCUACCAUUGAUGGAGAGAAUGGGAUCUGCUACACUCACCCUCAAAAGUUGCCAGGAGUGAGCAAAGACGGCGUUGUACGGCACUUCUUCCACCGUCCCUCCAAAGCCUACACCACCGGCACCCGAAAGCGGCGCAAGGUCCACUCCGACGACCCGGGAGGCGGCGGGGCCAGCAGCGGCGGCGGCGGCGGCGGGGAGACACGGUGGCACAAGACCGGGAAAACAAGGGCGGUGCAAGUCGGAGGGAAGACGAAAGGUUACAAGAAGAUACUCGUCCUCUACACAAACUACGGCAAGCAAAAGAAGCCCGAGAAGACCAACUGGGUGAUGCACCAAUACCACCUCGGCUCCAGCCAAGAAGAGAACGACGGCGAGCUCGUCGUCUCCAAGGUCUUCUACCAGACCCAACCCCGACAGUGCUCCUCCGCAGCCACCAGCAUUAACAAUCCGCCGACAGCGGCGGCGGCGGGCUCGAGACUGAAAGGGCCGCCGCCGUUCUUGAUGAUGACGACGACGACUCACCACCACCACCAGCACCAUAGAAGUGUUGUUAACGGCGUUGACAACAAUCUCACGGAGUAUUACGGCGCUCACCAUCCUUCUAGCACUUCUGCCGCGGCGGCCGGAUAUAUAACGUUUGAUCAAGGUGGCAGCAGAUCGUCACCGUCACCGGCAGCAGCUGCUCCUUCUCAGCAGCAAUUGAUGAAUAAUCCUCAUUUCAACGUCCAUGAUCAUACUUCCUCUAACUAUGAUAUUCCUUGA